Messenger RNA from Penicillium argentinense, 2163 nucleotides. Its product is annotated as transcription factor domain-containing protein. The transcript is spliced from 2 exons. The coding region runs from base 1 to 2163 and encodes 720 amino acids. Gene Ontology annotation, molecular function: DNA binding; zinc ion binding. Gene Ontology annotation, biological process: DNA-templated transcription. The record is from RefSeq and is a predicted model, not a curated record. NCBI's taxonomy places the organism in Eukaryota, Fungi, Ascomycota, Eurotiomycetes, Eurotiales, Aspergillaceae.
AUGGAGCCGCCAGAUUAUGUGCCCGAAACCUCCGAGAUUGGGUCCUUGACGGCCAACUCCAACGAGGACAGUCAGUUCGUUGGCUCCUCCAGCGGCGUCUACUUCAUUAAUACCGUCAAAAGGGCCUUUUCAAAUGGCCAGGAUGCUAAAGGGUCUUCAGAGGCAGAGUUUCCUCUGGCAGAAGACACCCUGAUGGGUGCCGAAGACUCACCCCAGCGCAAGCGACGUCGCACGUCAUCUUCUCGAGAAGACCCCAUUCCCUCGGUGGAGGCGAGGCAUUCCCCGCUACAAUGGAGACGCGAUCCGGCCAUUGUCUCCUCCUUGGGUCAAGCACCGCCCUUGGAGCUGGCAAGGGAACUCAUGAUGAUGUACUUCAAAGUCUGGCAUCCCCUCUUUCCAUUCCUACAUGGUCCCACCUUCCUGCAGGCCAUGGAAAGGCUAUACUCCAGUGACGCAUCAGAUCAAUUGAUCCAAGACACUGUUGAAUCAGGUCAUCGGAGCCUCUGCUGGACAGUGAUUCUACAAUGUAUUUUCAAUCUGGGAAGCCUCCUGCGCCCUGAUCUGGAGCUUCCGGCAGAAUCCCGGAUCCAGCCACCGGCCAACAUGGCGCCGUUACUCUCAGUCCUUGCAACUCGACAUGAUAUUGCUUCCUUGCAGGCACUACUAGCUGUCCAGGUAUACCUUGUUGCUACCAUGUCACUCAGGCUGGCGUCCACCUUUGGCGGCUGUGUCUUGCGCUGUGUGCUCCAUGCCGGACUACAUCGCUGUCCGUUCCGGUACACCCAGCUCUCAUCCCACGACAGACAGCUGAGGAAGCGAAUCUUCUGGUGUGCGUAUGCGAUUGAUCGCUACCUCAGCCAGGCAUUGGGGCUGCCUUUGGGAAUCCAGGAUUCGGAUAUUGAUGUGUGCUUGCCUGCUGCGCCAGAAUUGCACUCUCCACGACACCGCAUGAACCCAAACGUCAACAAAAAUGCACAGAGUGUGGGCUCGACACCGGUAGAGGUAUCUGAAAGCGGCAAAGAAGGGAACAGUACGCGUUCACCGUCUCAGUCAGUGGAAGACGUAUCGCGGUCCGACCACGAGGCAGCGAAUCACAAGAAGGAAAUCGUACUGGCAAGCUAUGUCUACUCUGGAACACUCACCGGUCGGGCUCUGGAGCUUUUUCACAAGUCUAUACUUGUUCGGUCUGUUCGCCGAAGCUCUGUGUUGUUCCUGGUGACGGAUGUGCAUAAAUGGUGGAAUAGUUUGCCACUUGAGUUGCAAGGAAAGAUGCCAGAAGCAGUUAGAGACACAGAAGCUGCAUUCGACUUCAGCCCCUUCUUUACUGUGCUAUACCAGCAUCUUAUUCUCAUCAUCCACCGCCCAUCGUUGUCCUUGGAUCCUACAUCAGCAGACUUUUGCUCGGGAUUACAGACGUGCAUUGGUGCCGCUAGGGGUAUUUUAGCUGCACUGAGGAGCCAAGCCCAAACCAGACAGGCUCUAUUUUGGCCUGGCUUCUUGUCCGCAGCGUGGAUGUCGGGAUUAGUCUUGGCUUUUGCUUGCCAGCUUAACCAAUACGUUGUUGCGAAGGGUUUACAAGAGAUCGAGUCUUGCUCGAACUUCCUGCAUCAGAUGUCUACCCAAUGGGAAACGGCUAGACACUGUGAAAUUGCACUUUCGUUGCUAGCUGCGAAGAUCCGCGAAGCAGAGAACGAGCCCGAUGCAGCAGCGAAAGCUCAUGCUUACGCAAUAAUGCGACGAGAAGAAGGAGAGCCCUUGAAUCCUUCAGAACAGCGUGAACAGAGAAGAGCACAACUGAACAAUCGUUCGGCCGAAUCACGGACGAACUCGCAAAAAACACCCUUCGAAGCCAAUAGUACACAAAGGCGAGCACCACAAACCGAGGGUCCAUAUACGGAAAUGGCGGGCGUUUCUUUGAAUGCAAAUUUUCUAGGUACAGGGACUGUCCAUGAGACUGUUCAAAGACCUUAUCAGUCGAUCGGACUUGGCAUGGACCUAGGGCCGGCAGGCGCUCCCUCCUCCUUGGCGCUCGAUUUCCAGCAGACGGACUCUAGUCAGCUGGCUGGGGGCUCGAGUUUCGAUUUAAACAUGGUGGAUUUGCUACAAGGGGCUAAUUUUGAUUCCCUGUUCGAUAUGAUCGGGCAACAGUACCCGAGUUUUUAG